CUACUUCAAAUUUCACAUUGGAUCAAAUGGCAAAUGAAUCUUAUACUGAAAAGAAUAUUGCAUCUGAAGCACUCUUUGCUCCUCAAACUGCUGGUACUGCGCUAUGCUUUUGUGGGAUUCAUUGUCCUUGUCCAGGAUGUGUACUACAUGAUCCCUUGGGAUUAAAGUUUAUGAAUCACCCUUCAAGUUUAUCACUAACACCAGCAUGUCCUACAAGUAUGAAACGAGCAGAAGGAUGUCUUGCUGGACUUGAUUUACCUACGAUCAACGAACUCUUAAACUUGAGUCCAAUCUCAUCUCCUUUUCCUCCGAUCGCACCAGUUCAAUUACCAAGUAUGAGUCAAACAUUAGGAUUCAAUCCGACUUCUAAUCCUUAUCAUCCUCCUUCUAAUGGAGGUGGAUGUUGUGGAGGAGCAGGACGUGGAGGAGCUGGUGGUGGUGGUGGUGUUGGAGGAGGAACAGGGAAUGGAAAUUCAUCUAAUGUUGGGAUAUAUAAUUAUGAUGAAUUUGGAAUCGGAUUAAGUAUCCCUUCUUAAUUUCAUACAAUUUUUAUAUAUCUCAAUUCAUGAGCAUUUUUUUAUCUUAUCAUCAACUUUUUGGUUUUGUUUAAUUCAAUCAGAAUGUGUUUUGGGUUUUGGUUUUUUUUGUUUAUGUUGUAAAUCCCCUUUGCAUUCUAAAAUCCAUUUGCAUUUGAAGCAUUUGAGUUAUUGGAUUC
This is a messenger RNA of Melampsora larici-populina 98AG31, 715 nucleotides long. RefSeq lists its product as uncharacterized. The coding region runs from base 27 to 536 and encodes 169 amino acids. The record is from RefSeq and is a predicted model, not a curated record. The transcript is spliced from 2 exons. Lineage: Eukaryota; Fungi; Basidiomycota; Pucciniomycetes; Pucciniales; Melampsoraceae.